This is a messenger RNA of Onthophagus taurus, 1887 nucleotides long. RefSeq names its product Tubulin tyrosine ligase-like 12 (gene TTLL12). NCBI's taxonomy places the organism in Eukaryota, Metazoa, Arthropoda, Insecta, Coleoptera, Scarabaeidae. Gene Ontology annotation, cellular component: cytoplasm. Gene Ontology annotation, biological process: protein modification process. The record is from RefSeq and is a predicted model, not a curated record.
AUUGAGGUUAUGUUAUUGUGUCAAAACCGCAAGUUUUGUCACGCGUAAUUCAAAAUUUUUAUACUAACAAUGACAAAAAUAACGUAUCAAGAGUUUUUAAACGAUCACCGCCCUCAACUUGUACAUUCUGCGAUACCGGAAAUUUACUGGGAAACGAUUUAUACGAAAUUAAUCGGACAAACUUUUGAUGCUGGAAAUAUUUUUUCUCUAAUGCAAAUUGAGUAUGAUGUUCAGCGAAAUCCUGAGGAUCCCGCUUGGGCGUUACAAAUAAACGUUGAAGAAGGUAUACAAGCUGAUGAUAAGCAACAUGUAUAUCUUGUUGAUCAUGCUUGGACUUUUCGUAUGGAGGAUGCUUUGAAACAAUUAGAAGUUGACGAUUCUUUGAAACAACGCAUGGCUUCUAUUGUGGGAUGUGAUCCAGAGGAGGAAAGGGACGUUUUGACGCAGAAAAUUUUUAAUGAAAUGUGGAAAUAUUGUUGUUUUUAUUGCAUAGGAAGUGCCACACAAAUUGAGGAUCGAUUGGCAGUUUGGUUUAUUAUGGAUGAAGUAGGUUCUGCUAUUCAUCAUAAUGAUGAUCCUAAUUUUCGAGUGGUUCCAUUCAUUUAUAUUCCAGAACAAUUAGGUGUAUGUUUGAUUUAUCCUUUAAAAAAUUUAAAAUGUGAAGAAGUUAUUACAAGAGAUUUCUUGGAAGGUGUUACCGAUUCUUUAACAAGAUCAGCUUUAUCAUUACCUUGGAAAAAAUCGUCUUUAACAAAGCAUAGUUUUGAUUUUGUUCCACAAGAUGAAAAAUAUUUUACAUCUGGUCAUAUAUUGGAGACUUUACCAAUAAAAGAAAAUUUUAAAAGUCGCCCAGAAAAGAAAGAGAAAUAUAAAGUGUAUUGCGAAUAUGAUGUUAUUAAGAAAGCUUUAAAUGAUCCAAGAUUUGAGUUUGUUAUUAAUGAAGAAGAUGCUGAUAUUCUUUGGUACACAAAACAUUUUAAAUAUUACGAACAAUUAAGUGAAACACCUGAAGUAUUUGUAAAUCAAUUUCCUUUUGAGUAUAUAAUAACGAUAAAAGAUUUAUUAGCAAUAACAUGUCGCCGAAAAAAUAAAAAGAACUUUAAUGGAUUAGAAAGCUUACCAGUUUGGCUACCUACAACUUACAAUUUACAAACUGAAAUUGUUCAAUUUGUAUCUUAUUAUCAAAAAAGACAAGAAAAAGGGCUUAAUAAUCUCUGGAUUAUUAAACCUUUUAAUUUAGCAAGGGGCUUAGACAUGCAUAUUACAGAUAAUUUGAAUUAUAUCAUGAGAUCAGCUACAACAAGAGUAAAAAUAGCACAAAAAUACAUUGAAAAUCCCGUUUUAUUUGAUCGAGAUGACGUUGGAAAAGUAAAAUUUGAUAUUCGUUAUGUAAUUUUAUUAAAAUCAGUUAAGCCUUUAGAUGUUGCUGUUUAUAAAGAAUUUUUUUUACGAUUUGCUAAUAAAGAAUUCGAAUUGAAGUCAUUCGAUGAUUAUGAGAAACAUUAUACCGUUAUGAAUUAUACUGAAACUGCAACAUUAAAACACAUGCUUUGUUCGGAAUUUAAAGGCCAUUGGAAAGAGCAAUAUCCUAAUAAUCCAUGGGAAAUUGUAGAAGAAUCUAUUUUUAGUAUGUUGAAAGAAGCUUUUGAAUGUGCGGUUAUGCUGGAUCCGCCUUGUGGAAUAUGUGACAGUCCCCAAUCUCGAGCUGUUUAUGCAGCAGAUUUAAUGUUAACUUGGAAUGGGGAAGAUAUGCAACCUAAAUUAUUGGAAAUAAAUUGGACCCCGGAUUGUCAAAGAGCUUGUGAUUACUAUAAACAUUUUUAUGAUGAUAUUUUUAAGUUUUUAUUUUUAAAUGAAAUUAAUAUUGAUACUAUAAAACCGUUAUAA